UUCUCAACUGUCUGUGUCUCUCUCAAUCUUAAGCAAAAAAGAAAAAAGAAAAUUGUCCAAUAUGGCUUCAAGUCCCUCCGUUGUCUUGUCCUCUCCUCCUCCUACAUCAAAGGAUGGUUCCCGUUUUAUUGACUCAAAUUACCUGCAAAAACAAUCCCAUGUGCCCGCUAAUUUCAAAUGGCCUGAGGAGGACGCGGCUUCUGCUCAAGAAGAGCUGAAUGCGCCAGUAGUGGAUCUUGAGGGCUUCUUCAAUGGUGAUGUUGUGGCAACUGAGAAUGCUGCCAAGCUCAUUAGGUCUUCUUGCUUGAGGCACGGCUUUUUCCAAGUGACCAACCAUAGGGUUGAUGCAGAUCUCAUCCAACUCGCUUAUGAUCAUGUGGAUGAUUUCUUUAAUCUUCCCAUCGAGGAGAAAAUAAAGGUACAAAGGCGUCCUGGUAGCCCUUAUGGCUAUUCGGGUGCCCAUAUGGAUCGAUUUUCGUCCAAUUUGCCAUGGAAGGAAACCUUUUCUUUUGCUUUCCAGGACGGUCCAGACAAAAUUGUGGCCGAUUACUUCAAAUUCACCAUAAGCAAAGAUUUCGAACAAACAGGGUUGGUGUAUCAAAAGUAUAGUGAAGCAAUGCACUCUUUGUCUCUUUCAAUUAUGGAACUCCUGGCAAUCGGGUUGGGAGUGGAUCGGAUGCUCUACAGAGAGUUCUUUGAAGAUGCUGUGUCUAUCAUGAGAACCAACUUAUAUCCGACUUGCCAAGAGCCAAAUCUUUCUCUUGGAACUGGACCUCAUUGUGAUCCUAAUGCCCUCACCAUUCUUCACCAAGACCUGGUUGGAGGGCUUGAUGUGUUUGUCGACAACAAAUGGCACAAGGUUCGGCCUGUUCUUGGUGCCCUAGUCAUCAACAUUGGCGAUGUCUUUGCGGCAUUAUCGAAUGGCAUAUACCGGAGUUGCUUGCACAGGGCUGCUGUGAACAGCCACAAGGAGAGGAGGUCUUUGGUCUUCUUUAUGUGUCCUAGAGCUGACAAGGUGGUGAAGCCCGCAGAGGAACUUGUGUGCAAAAGUGAGGGAGGCACAAGAAAGUUUCCGGAUUUCACAUGGUCAGAUUUGCUUGAAUUCACUCAAAACCAUUACAGGGUUAACGAAACUACUCUCGAAAACUUCACCGACUGGUUCCUUUCUGCUGAUCGUUCCAAUUUCAAACCGACUCAUUUUAAAACGUCCCAUUGAUAAUUUACAUCGGUCUAUGAAGAUUGAAGAGCUCUUGCUAGCUAGCAUGGAGAUGUCAUGGAGUGCACCAAGAAAAAGUUUUUAAUUUCUAUUUUCUAAUCUAUUUCGGUCCUUGUUGGCAUGACCCACAUUAACAAAAUCCUAGAAGUUAAAACUUCUAAAAAGGAAAAAAAAAAUGUUAUUUUUUCUGUUGUUGGAGUGUUACUCUUUAAUAAAGCUAGCUAUUUAU
Messenger RNA from Prunus avium (sweet cherry), 1445 nucleotides. Its product is annotated as gibberellin 20 oxidase 3-like. The record is from RefSeq and is a predicted model, not a curated record. Lineage: Eukaryota; Viridiplantae; Streptophyta; Magnoliopsida; Rosales; Rosaceae.